GAAAAUAUAAUAGUAAAAAAUUUAAACCAAGUAAAAAAAAUGUUAUAGAUGAUGAAAUAGAAAAAGAUAAUAAAAAUCCUGAAGAAAUGUUAUUACCAGAACAACAAGAAAUAAUUGAUAUUGUUAUGAAUGAAAAAAAAUUAUUGUUCUUUACAGGUUCAGGAGGUUGUGGAAUGACUUUUACAUUAAAUGGCUUGAUUAAAAAAUUAUAUGCAAAAUAUGGUGAAAAUAAUAUUGGUGUUACUUCAUCAACAGGUUUAUCUGCAUUAAAUAUAGGUAGUAAAACAUUAUAUAGUUACACAGAUAUCAGUAUUAUAGAUAAAUCAUUUGAAGAAAUAAUUAAAUUUAUAAAAGAAAAUGCUUUUUAUUAUAAUAGAUGGAUUAAUACAAAAAUAUUAAUAAUUGAUGAGAUUUCUAUGAUAAAUUCAGAUACAUUUAAUUUCAUUGAUCAGAUUGCACAGGAAAUACAUAAAAAUAAAAAACUAUUUGGUGAAAUUCAAUUAGUAUUAUCAGAUACGGAUUUUAUCGAUGGUCUUAAUAAAAUGAGAUUUGGAGAAAUAGAUCUUGAUUUUCUUAAAUAUAUUAAAAGUUUAGCACGAUUAAUUAAAUAUAAUGAUGGUGAAGAACAAACAAAACUUUUUGCAACAGUUGAUGAAGUUGAAAUAUGUAAUAGAAAUAAAUUAAACGAUCUUCCUGGUAAAAAUUUAUUAUUUGAAACAGAAGAAUGGUCUGUUGCUAAAAAUAAUAGUAGUAGAAAUCAAAAACCAACACAUGAAGAAUUGAUUGAAUGGUUAGAUAAAAGUAUAUUAUCAGAAACAAGAAUAAAUUUAAAAAUCGGUGUACAAGUAUUAUAUAUUUGGAAUGUGAAAGAAAAUAGUAAAUUAGUUAAUGGAUCUACUGGAAUAAUAGUUGGAUUUAAGAAUGGUAAAACUAUAUAUAGAAAAAAAGUUCCUGAAAAUGUAGCUUCAGUUUUUUUAGUUCCAAUUGUUAAAUUUAAUGAUAUAGAAGAAGAAAUAGAAAUUAAACCAAGAAUAUUUCAAAAACGAAAUAAUGAUGGUAUUUUAAUGGUUACCCGUAAACAAUUACCAUUAAUAUUAAGUUAUAGUAUUACUAUACAUAAAUCACAAGGAUUAAUGAUUCGAAGAUUGAUAGUAAAUUGUAAAAAUGUUUUCCAAAGUCAACAAUUAUAUGUAGAAUUUUCCCGAGCUACUGAUCCAAAUAAUUUACAAAUAGUAAAUUUUAAUCAAAAAAAAUUAAAACCUAAUGAAAAAAUGAAUAAAAUUUUAAUUUAUUUUUUCAUUUAUUUACUUUUAUUUAAAAAAAUAAAUACAUCAUUAUCAAAUAAUUUUACAGAUGAUAUAAUAGAUGAAUUAUAUAAAUUAAAAAAAGAACCUCAAGUUGGUAUAUAUGAAAUGUUUGAUUUUUCAAAAAAUCAUGGAGGUAUUAAAUAUGGAAUUAUUGUUUUAAAAAAUCAAAAUAAUAGAGAAAUGAAAAUAAUAGUUCGUGGUAUAAUUGGAAAUGUUAAUGAAUCAGAUAUUGAUUUAUUAAUAGAU
Messenger RNA from Cetraspora pellucida, 1553 nucleotides. The record is from the annotation of a GenBank genome assembly. NCBI's taxonomy places the organism in Eukaryota, Fungi, Glomeromycota, Glomeromycetes, Diversisporales, Gigasporaceae.